Molecule: messenger RNA, 2754 nt
Organism: Misgurnus anguillicaudatus (oriental weatherfish)
Lineage: Eukaryota; Metazoa; Chordata; Actinopteri; Cypriniformes; Cobitidae
Gene: ifngr1
Product: interferon gamma receptor 1
Biological process (GO): cytokine-mediated signaling pathway
Cellular component (GO): plasma membrane
Molecular function (GO): protein binding; cytokine receptor activity
Source: RefSeq, a predicted model, not a curated record
AAAACGGUUCCGAAGUGGUUUUGAUUUGUGUCUUUUCAACGAAUUUAAUCCACAUCUCGGUAACCGUAAGGCUCGUGAUGCUGCGUACUGUAGUUACCUGUACACACCUGUGGGAGUGAACCCACGCGUCAUUUCUCUAAAGAGCGCGCGCCGCUUCCUUAAACAUACACGCAAGGCUUUCACGUCGAGCCACAACGACACAAAUUUCCCGAAACAUUGUCGUUUUUUUGUGUAUUUGAGAUAAUAAUAUGGAAACGAUUACUUUUCUUUUGACUGGGUGAUAUACUGUGUGAAAAGUGGUUAUAAUUCAAUGGCAAUAAUGCGGAUACACGGCUAUGUCAUUGCCUUGAUCCUAAUCUCGGGAACAAAGGUUGUAGCUCAGAGCAUCCCGGCCCCCAGCAAUGUGUCCAUAACGUGUGACAGCUAUAACGUUGAAGUACACUGGGAAUAUCCAAAUCUCGAAGGUGUUCACUUCAAGGUGGAAGUGCGGGACUCUAUGAACGGAAAAGAAUCACAAACUACAUCUGAUCAUUGGAUAAACAUAUCCAACAUGUUGAAGAAUCCAGCGUUCAAUCGCUAUGUUGUGCAUGUGACAGCCAUACAGGGGAACAUAUCAAAUAAACUCAUAUCAGAUGUAUUCAGCUUUAAUGAGAAUGCCGUGAGCACUAUUAAGUGUCGGUUGGAUUUUCCUGAGGUUUCGCUGUCUGCCAAAGAAGGAAAACUUCAUCUAGAGUUCCCCAACCCUCUGCACCUGUACAAAAACACACCGGCUCUCCGCAAUAACACAGAAAUACUCUCUUAUGUUGCUGAAACAGAAGAGGUUAAUAUCACAAAUAAAUGGGAGAAAAGUUGCGGAUUUGAGUUUAAAACAUGCGAGACUUCAAUCGCCUUUGCAGAGGAGAGAGAAGAAUACUGCGUCAACCUAACAGGAAAAAUUGGACAACGAUCACUUAAGGACAAGAAACAGCAGUGUUUCAAGGGAGACCUGAAGAGCUCUGAGGGUGCAGAGGAAAGAGAAGAAAUCUUUGUCAACCUAACAGGAACAAUUGGACAAAAACUACUUAAGGACAAGAAAGAACCGUUUUUCAAGGGAGACCAAAAGAGCUAUCCACAUUUCACCACGUUCCUGUAUCCAGUGCUCGGAGUUGUUUUGGGGCUGCUGUUCAUAACAACUAUUAUAACGCUGCUAGGAAAGAGGUGCAACAAGAAAAUACAGAAGAAAGCAGCGAUGGCUUUUCCCAAAUUCCUGGUUUUCAAGCCAACACAAACACACCUGUGCGAACCUCUAAAUGUGGAGGCAGAAAACGUGGCGAGGGAUCUUCAGAUCCUACCGGUCACGUCUGAUGAAGAUCCUACGACGCAACUCACCAAAUUAAUAGAGUUCUCUGAUGACGAGCCAUCAGAAGGUCAGAGUUCAGAACACUACGACAAGAACGCAGAAGACGGUGAUCUGGAGGAUAUAGACACUUCUUCCAUUGACACGGAGGCCGUAGACUCUACCGGUGGCCUAUCAUCAGGCUACGACUGCCCACAUGCCCUCAGACUAGAGAUGAGUCCUGGAGAUCUAGUAGAAGGUUAUAGAUCUUAAACACAACAUGAUGGUUUAAAGAGCCCUACAGGUGAAGGCAAGUUCCAGAAAAGACAAAAGUAGAAACCUGUAACGAUUUCCAGGAACACGGCCCGGACCAGAACAGGCAGUAAAUGCGAAACUUAAAAUUGUAAGCCUUCAAAAAACAAAUUGGAAUUUCCCUGGAAAUUCUGGUUCACGGCAUUACAAAACAAAUGCUUGAAGCAUUUGUCAUCAUGAUGAGCAUUGAUACUGUCAGAAUCAAACACCUGUUAGGCAACUACAGGAUUAUUUUCAAAAGACUUUUUUAUGUAUGCUUGUAUAUAUGAAUACAUAUUGUAUCUCAUCAUCUUUUUUGUCAAAAUGAUCUUGUGUGUUCUUGAAAGGUUUUAACAGUGCUGCUCAGGUUGUGUGACUCAUCACAUCUAGAUCAUUCUGUCUAGUUCAUCCCAAUAACUUCCGCACAAAAUACUGAAUACAGCAUUGAAGUGCAUCAGCUAACGCUAACUAGAAUAAGCUGGGUAUCAAAUACUGCUGCUGCAAUUUUGGUGUCCCAAGUUAAUGUGCCAAGUAAAUUAUUUCCACAUUAUACUCAUGAUUUUUAAAGGUGCAAUGUGUAUAUUUGAAAAGGAUGCCAGAAAUGCAAUAUAAAUUUUUUUUAAGAUGAAGCCCUUUACUGGUUUUAUUACCAUAGAAUGAGACUUUUUUAUCUCCAUACACUGCGGGUCUCCUUACAUAGAUGUCGCCGCCAUGUUUCUACAGUAGCCCUAAACAGAGUGUUUUGUCACUACGUUGCGUCAGAUGACGACAUGUUUGUCCUGUGGGGGCUACUGUAGCUUCUAAUGCAUUUCAAAAGGGGGGGACAUGUGGACUGAGCCAUUGUUGCAAUUCACCACCUCACCACUAGGGCUGUGCAAAAAUAUAGAUACAGCUAACUAUCGUGAUAAUUUUUCCAUGAUAGUGUAACGAUAUUUUAAUCUUUACUAUCGAUAUUUUAAAACCCAUCAAAUCCCUAUGUGUGCGUCAAACGACCUCCUCCGGCGCUGCUGUAGUUGUCGCUGUACAGUUGUCUGUCAUAUAUAGCCAUUCGGACAAUGUCUCAGAAGUUAGCGGGAAUGAGAAAAUGGCAGAAAAUUUAAAAAUGCCUGCAGCGACGUGUGGAAGCACUUUGGCUUAAAAAAAGGACA